Molecule: messenger RNA, 791 nt
Organism: Lobosporangium transversale
Lineage: Eukaryota; Fungi; Mortierellomycota; Mortierellomycetes; Mortierellales; Mortierellaceae
Exons: 2
Coding region: 263-631 (122 amino acids)
Source: RefSeq, a predicted model, not a curated record
CUCCUCCUCCUCCAUGGGUAUCGCCCAGUAUAGGCAUUAAAUCUGGGAACAAUUGAUUUGCAUAUUCUGUCGCCUUCAAUUCUCCUUCUGGAUCAUGUCCUUCUGGAUCACUUCUUCUCCCUCCACGUGCAAAAUGUCGUUCCCAAUAUUCUCGGACUAAUCCAUGACAAAAAACUGAGGAUUCAACUUCAUAACUGUCCUCACUAUCUGGAUACCCUUUCCAUUUAAUCAGGUAUUUGAGUCCUUCUUUUGGGAACACUCGAUGUCCUACUACUUUCUCCACCUCAAAUACGUCUUCAUCUUCCUCCUCUUCUUCAUCUUCAUCUUCGUCUUCGUCUUCGUCUUCGUAUACAUCCUCAUUACUGUCCCUACUCUUGAGUCCUUUGCCUUUAAUCUUCCCAUCCAUGUCCAUGUCCUUGCCCUUGCCCUUGCCCUUGCUCUUCUCCUUCCCCUUUCCCUUAUCCUUCUCCUUGUCCUUAUCCUUGUCCUUAGCUUUGCUGCUAUUGUCGUCCAUAGAGGAUUUGUGCUUAGAUUGACUUGUAUCAUCUUUACCGCCACUCUGUUUCAACGAGCCAUGUUCUCUGUUAACAUUCUUUUCUUCCUUGACUCUGACGCCAUCCAUGAUGACUGAUAGUGUCGAAUUAUGAGAAAAAAAUAUAUAUAUAUAUAUAUAUAUAUUGAAAGAAUGGAAUCUAAAAAUGCUCAAUGCCCUUCUCGAAGAUUAAAUUAGAAAAAUCUAGUAAAUGAGGUGUGCUAAUUUUUUAUCGGGUCAAAAAUGAUUAGGAAGGGAG